Salvia splendens (bonfire salvia) is the source of this 723-nucleotide messenger RNA. Its product is annotated as NDR1/HIN1-like protein 3. NCBI's taxonomy places the organism in Eukaryota, Viridiplantae, Streptophyta, Magnoliopsida, Lamiales, Lamiaceae. Gene Ontology annotation, cellular component: plasma membrane; plasmodesma. The transcript has a single exon. Gene Ontology annotation, biological process: defense response to other organism. The coding region runs from base 1 to 723 and encodes 240 amino acids. The record is from RefSeq and is a predicted model, not a curated record.
AUGGGUGAAACCAAACAGCCGCACUUAAACGGGGCAUACUACGGCCCCUCCAUUCCACCGCCGUCCAAACCGUCGAAGAGCUACCACCGCCCCGGCCGCGGCGGAGGCGGAUGCUGCUGUAACCCCUUCACCUGCUGCUGCGGCUGCCUCAUGAACUGCCUCUGCACCUGCAUCUGCCAGAUCGUCUUCUCCAUCCUCAUCAUCGUCGGAGUCAUCGCCCUCAUUCUGUGGCUCGUUUUCCGCCCCAACGCCGUCAAAUUCCACGUCACCGAGGCCUCGCUCACCGAAUUCAACAUCAACAACAACACGCUCCACUACAAUCUCGCGCUGAAUCUCACGAUCCGCAACCCGAACAAGCGCAUCGGCAUCUACUACGACCGGAUCGAGGCGAGGGCUUUCUACCAGGGCCAGCGAUUCUCCACCGUCGAGCUCCAGAACUUCUAUCAGGGGAAGAAAAACACCACCGAUUUGAGCGCUGAGUUCAAAGGAUCGCAACUGGUGCUGCUCGGAGCGAACGAGAUGUCGAAAUACAACGACGAUCGGAGCGCCGGCAGGUACGACAUCGACAUCAAGCUGUAUCUGCGCAUCAGGAUGAAAUUUGCGUUCGUGAAAUCCACCAGAGUGAAGCCGAAUAUCGAUUGCGAUUUCAAAUUUCCGUUGAGUUCGAACAGCACGGCAUCGGAGGCUUACGAGCCGACGAGGUGCGAUUUCGAUUGGCGUUAA